AUGCAAACAAAAAUUUUAACAGAUAUGGAAGAUGUGAUGGCUGAAACCCUCAACAUCAUUCAUAAUGAAGGAGAGUCAUUUUCCCAAAGGGCAGAAAUGUACUACAGGAAGAGGCCACAGCUGGUAGGUUAUGUGGAAGAAGUCUUUCGCUCAUAUAGAGCAUUAGCAGAGAGAUAUGAUCUUCUAUCAAAGGAGCUCCAAAGCGCCAACCACACUAUUGCCAUUGUUUUCCCAGAACAAGUCCAUUAUAGAAUUGAUGAGGAUGAUGCUGAAGAAAGUUUCCCUGGAACAAAUUCAUCAUCUCAAGAUCCCAACAAUCAAACACCAAAACCAGGCAUUCCUAAAGCUCCAAAUUUCCCAAAUAAGGACUUUAGAAGUCCAUCAAUGUUGCUUUCUAGGAAGGGUCCACUUAGGAGGGUUUCUAGCCCUGCAAAAUCCCCUCCCACAAGUCCUAGUUCAGGUCUGAGUAAGGCUGAAGCACUAGCAGAAGUUGACAAGCUUCAGAAAGAAAUUUUGGCACUACAGACUGAGAAAGAGUUUGUAAGGAGCUUGUAUGAAAAUUCCUAUGAAAAGCACUGGGAAAUUGAAGACCAGAUUACACAAAUGCAGAAAAGGGUUUGCAGCUUGCAAGAUGAGUUUGGAAUUAAUACAUUCAUAGAAGAUAACGAUGCACGAGCUCUGAUGGCUGCAACAGCUCUGAAGUCAUGCAAAGAGACCCUGGCUAAGUUGCAAGAGGCACAGGCACAAUCAUCUGAAGAGGCUAAAGAAUCAUACCAAAUGGUUAAGGAAGCUCACAGCAAGUUUGAAACCCUUAGAGACCUAUUCAUUUCUAAACAUAAGAGUCAACAAGACCAAGUAACAGAACCAAAAAGCAUUGAGGAAGAAGACAUGUCUAGCUUGGAAGAAGAAAUCUAUGAACAUGAUGUGGGGCGGUUGCAAGACACAAUUAAGGAAAAGCUUGAGGGAGAUUCAGUUAGCUCCCUCACUAUGACAGAAAUGGCAGAGAAGAUUGAUGAGCUUGUAAAUAAGGUCGUUACCCUUGAAACCACAGUCUCUUCUCAGACUGGCUUGGUAAAGAGACUGAGAUCAGAAGCAGAUGAACUUCAAAAAAAAUUAUUGAGCUUGGAAGAGGACAAAGAAGUGUUGAUAGAAGAUUCAGAAGGAACCAAAAAGAAGCUGGAAGAAGUGGAGGAGGAGUUGAAGAGAGUUAAAACUCUCAAUCAAAGUGUCAAAAGGCAAGACAACAGCCUCCAGACACAGUUUACUGAAGCUAGUUGUGAUCUUAAACAUCUUUCAGGAAAAUUGAAUGAUGUGAAGCUAGAUGAGGAGGGGGAGAACUUGCAACUUCACAAAAACAAAAGUGCACAUGAUGGAGAACUGAAAGAGGAGUCUGAAAAACCAGGUGACAACACAGAAACCAUGAAGGAUAUUGAGACAACAAAGGAAGAAAAGGAAGAUUGUAGUGUAAAUCUUAGUGAUGUUGAAAAUGAAGAUAACAAGUCCAAUUCGAAAGAAAAUGUUGAUUUUAGGACUGAAGAGAUUCCAGAGCAAAUGCUGCAGAAUAAGGAUGAUUUGUCUGAGGCAAGGAGUAAUCUUGACACUGAAUCACUUGAUCAGGAGACUGGUGAGGAAGAAAAUCAAUUCAACAGGAGUCAGAUGAUUGCAAGUGGAUUUGAUGACAGAGAAAAGAUUCUGAAGGAAUUCACAUCAGUUUUAAAGAACUACGAGGAUGUAAAGGACGAGCUCAAUGAUGUGGUGAAGAAAAACCAGGACAGCAUUUUUCAAUUGGCACUUCAGGUGAGGGAAUUGAAGGAUACUGUUGAAACUAAAGAUCAAGAGAUAAACAUUUUACAACAGAAGCUGACCUGUUCGGAAACAAAUCCAGAUGAAAGUCCUUGCACCCCUGUUACAGAUUAUAAAUACACACCACAAGAAGCACUUCUUGGAACUGCAGCUCAAGGAACCGACCCUCAGGACCCUGAAAAUCCAUCUUCAAAUACAGAUGCAAUUGCAGUUAGUACUUCUUAUGCAGGGAAACACCAACAAUAUGUUGAAAACAAAGGAAGGAUUGGCAUAUUAGUGAAGGUGAGACCAAACCAGCUUGAUAAGAGCCACUCACUUUCAACCUUGGAAAAGAAAUUUCGUUCCAACAUUGAUGAUUUGCUUGAGGAGAACUUGGAGUUCUGGUUGAGGUUUAGCACCUCAGUGCACCAGGUUCAAAAGUUUCAAAGUUCUAUAGAGGACUUAAAAUUUGAGCUUAAAAGAAUAAGGGAUAACAUGUUUCAAGAGAACUCAAGUUCUAUACAAUCUGAGAUAAAACCAAUAUUUAGACACCUAAGGGAGAUAAGAACUGAUUUAUCACUAUGGCUGGAACACAGUGAAGUGUUGCAUGAAGAGUUGCAAGGUAGGCAUCCAUCAUUGUGCACCUUACAAGAUGAAAUAGCAAGAACAGCCAAUCCAAACCCUGCAUCAAAUAACAUGGCAAAACUAAGUGGGUAUCAGGCUGCAAAGUUUCAAGGUGAGGUUCUCAACAUGAAACAGGAGAGCAACAAGGUUUCUAGUGAACUGCAAGGAUGUGUCAGUUUUGUGAAGGAACUGAAGGGCCAAGUUGAGAAGAUGCUAGAAGAACUGAGUCAAGAAAUUGGAGUUAACAAUCAUGACCAUAUGAAACACUCCACAAGUAGUUCUAGAAUACCCUUGAAGUCUUUUCUGUUUGGAAUCAAGUUAAAGAAGCAAAAGCAAUCGUUCCUCUCAUGUGUAACUCCAACAAAGAGACAACACAGGAAUCUAGCAGCGGCUGAAGAUGCCCCUAUAUAGACACACCUUCAUCUUCUAUUUGAGUAUUUGGGCAACUCUACAUCCUGUAUAGUGUUUUUUGAAGGUUAGUUUGGUUAGAUUUUGAAGUUUUCUCGUACAAACCAUUUUGAGAUAUAAACCUUUGUGGUACGUGAUCAGCAUUUGCGUUGUGUGUAUAUAUACUUACACGGAAAUUUAAAGAUUCUCUCAAGAUUUCAACC
This is a messenger RNA of Glycine soja, 3017 nucleotides long. RefSeq names its product protein NETWORKED 2A-like. Gene Ontology annotation, molecular function: actin binding. The record is from RefSeq and is a predicted model, not a curated record. The transcript has 2 exons. Lineage: Eukaryota; Viridiplantae; Streptophyta; Magnoliopsida; Fabales; Fabaceae. Bases 1 to 2817 code for a protein of 938 amino acids.